AUGGCUCAACCAGAGGUGUCAGUUUCCGGCGUGUCUGUAUCGGCGAGAAUUCCUGAAUUUUGGACGGAUUUGCCGCGACACUGGUUCAUACAGGCGGAGGCAGUGCUACACCCGCAGAAGAUGUCUGACGAGGCGAAGUUUCAGUUUGUCAUAUCGAAAUUAGGAAAAGACGUUAUACAACAAGUGACAGACAUAUUAGUCAAACAGCCGGAAAAUGGUAAAUAUGAUACAUUAAAAACAAGAUUACUUGACAUUUAUGAGGAGUCAGAAAAUAGAAAGGUACAAAAAUUGAUAUCUGAAAUGGAGCUUGGCGACCAGAAGCCAUCGCAGUUGCUGAGGAAAAUGCAAGAGCUGGCAAGUGGCAAAGUUACAGAUGAAACCCUUACCAUCCUUUGGCAAAACCAUUUGCCGGGAUGGGUGAGAGGAAUACUCACGGCAUCAGGUUUAAGCGAUAUUAACGCUUUGGCCAGAAUGGCAGACAAGGUGACAGAAAAUGCAAUGCCUAUACAGGGGGUGGCCGCAGUACGGAGUGCAAGGAGUGAUUCUCCAGAUGUCAUAGCGGAGAUCCACAAGCUAGGCGAACGACUAAGAAAAAUUGAAAAUUCCCAGCUUCCUUUGCGAAUAUCUGGAUCAAGCAUGCUUUUGCCCUUUGGCUCCAUGCUAGAUUUCUGUCCUCACUGA
Molecule: messenger RNA, 681 nt
Organism: Bicyclus anynana (squinting bush brown)
Lineage: Eukaryota; Metazoa; Arthropoda; Insecta; Lepidoptera; Nymphalidae
Exons: 2
Coding region: 1-681 (226 amino acids)
Source: RefSeq, a predicted model, not a curated record